Molecule: messenger RNA, 1276 nt
Organism: Tuber aestivum (summer truffle)
Lineage: Eukaryota; Fungi; Ascomycota; Pezizomycetes; Pezizales; Tuberaceae
Source: the annotation of a GenBank genome assembly
GCUGUCUCCGAAACUCGCUCCUCCCCACAAUGUUGAAAAAGGUUUACCUCACUGCACCCCCAUCGAACAUCCCACUCGUUUAUCCGCAUUCGCUUGCUUGUUCAGGGCGAACCCAAGCUCGCUUUUUCGGCAGUUUUCGAGAUCCCGAGGAUCUCAUUGGCAGGCCCUGCAGGCCCUGCAGGCUGCACUGCAGCAGAAAAAUAGGGAGAGAGGGUUUAUAAAAAAAAAAAAAACUUGCCCGCCAUGCGAUGUGCUGUGACUAACGUCCCACUGUAUGCAAUCAUGAACAACUCACCUCUCAUUUUGGGCGGAAGUUCUUGCCCUGUGUCCUGUGCGGUGGGUAUUGCUCCUCACCGCGAUGGAAAAAGGACUAAGAAAAAUAGAAAGGCAUGCAGCUCUCCUGGAACUUUACCCAGCUUGCUUCCUAUGCAAGCCUUGGGAAAGGGGCAGAAAAUAUCCAGGAAGACACGCAUACAACACCACCUAUCUACCGACCAGUAUCGUGCUGGCCUUAUUACAAUUACGGCACCUUACGCCGCGGGAAAUGGAAUGCCCCCCAGAGACAUACCUGCUGCAGUGUACUCGAGUACGAGUGCUCGUGCUUGUGCUGGCAGGGUACGGUACUUCCGCGCAGAAACGGCCAAGCUCGCAAUUGGGCGGAAGGUCUGGGCGUGUGAUAACAAUGGCAUAUUAUACAAGCACUAUCAACGUGCAAAGCGCACUUUUUUCCCGCCGCGAUUUUGCCGCCGAUAACGGGGUAAACCCGAUUCUGGUAUCUUGUCUAUGGCCAACAUGGACCAAGAUGCGGAAAGCCGCUUUCCGAUCCGGCGCCGGAUCGUCUCUAGUUAUGUAGAGAGAUGAUCCGUCGAAUGGCUAUCAUUAAUCCACCCAACACCCUAACAACAUCUUGCUUGAAGGGUCCCUUAACCCGUUUUCAGGCACCGGUCCUAGGUGCGGGUAGAAGUGAGUGGGAGUGAUCGGCGGCGAGGCACGAUAAUACGAGUACCGGUGUUAUGAUACCCCUAGUUAGAAUAAUUACCCGGUUACCCACAAAAACGUUGGUGGGCCUUGGGGUAUCAAGGAAAGAAGGCAAUUUGCUAAAAAUCUAAGGUUAUCCCGUAUAUUUGCUUACAGUGUCUUAAUUGCUUUCUGGGAGCCCAGUGGGGGUGAUGGAUUUCGUUGUCGAAGUCGCUUUUUCCCGUGGUUUUUGGUUGCAUCGUCCUCACGUGUUAAGUUAAGCCCACCCAUCAGUUACCAAAGAGAAUUAGUUUUCGGC